Enhydra lutris kenyoni (northern sea otter) is the source of this 945-nucleotide messenger RNA. Its product is annotated as olfactory receptor 1L8-like. Gene Ontology annotation, molecular function: G protein-coupled receptor activity; olfactory receptor activity. The transcript has a single exon. The coding region runs from base 1 to 945 and encodes 314 amino acids. Gene Ontology annotation, biological process: G protein-coupled receptor signaling pathway. Gene Ontology annotation, cellular component: membrane. NCBI's taxonomy places the organism in Eukaryota, Metazoa, Chordata, Mammalia, Carnivora, Mustelidae. The record is from RefSeq and is a predicted model, not a curated record.
AUGGCAAGAGUCAACAAAACCAGCAGUGUCUCUGAGUUCAUUCUCCUGGGACUCUCCUCCCGGCCUGAAGACCAGACAUCCCUCUUUAUCCUCUUCCUCACUAUUUACCUGGUCACCAUAAUCGGGAACCUACUCAUCAUCCUGGCCAUCCACUCUGACCCCCAGCUCCAGACCCCCAUGUAUUUCUUCUUGAGUUUCCUGUCCUUCACUGACAUUUGCUUUACGACAACCGUUGUCCCCAGGAUGCUAGUGAACUUCCUGUCAGAGAAGACCAUCUCCUAUGCUGGGUGUCUGACACAGAUGUAUUUCAUUUAUGCUCUGGGCAACACUGACAGCUGCCUUCUGGUGGUCAUGGCCUUUGACCGCUAUGUGGCCAUCUGUGACCCUUUACACUAUGUCACCACCAUGAACCACCAUCGCUGUGUCCUGCUGGUGGCCUUUUCCUUCUCACUUCCUCACCUCCACUCACUCCUACACACCCUACUACUGAAUCGCCUCAUCUUCUGUGACUCCAAUGUCAUCCAUCACUUCCUCUGUGACCUCAGUCCCCUGAUGAAGUUGUCAUGCUCCCCCACCUUUGCCAAUGAAAUUGUGAUACUGUCAGAAGGUUCUGUUGUUUUGGUGACUCCCUUUCUGUGCAUUAUUUUCUCUUAUCUACGAAUCCUCAUCGCAGUUCUCAAGAUCCCCUCAGCUGCUGGGAAACGCAAAGCCUUCUCCACCUGUGGCUCUCACCUCACCGUGGUAGCUCUCUUUUAUGGAAGCAUCUUCUAUGUCUAUUUACAGCCCCUGUCCACCUACACUACCAGGGACCACAUAGCAACACUUGUCUACACAGUUCUGUCAUCCAUGCUAAACCCUUUUAUCUACAGUCUGAGAAACAAAGACCUGAAACAGGGCCUGAGGAAGCUGAUGGGCAGGAGGAAGUCCCAGGCAGUACCCUCUUGA